GUGACAGUCGUCUUUCAGCUUUUUAGCUGUCCGUACACACCAUACAAUUUACAACGAGUAAAAGAGACGAAACAAUUGAGAUCGUGAAAAGAAGGCAAUAAAAAUAUAAACUUGGUGUCCACUUUCCAGUGUACAACUUAAUGUUUUCAUUUGACAAAUGGUCAUACCGAGCCAAAUUUUUGAAAUCGAAAAGUGUAAGAGUCAAAUUUUGAUUUUUUUUUUCGAAUGAUAGUGAAGUUUCCUGCUGUAAAUAAGAAUGAUUUGUCAAUGAAAAGGCGAAAUUAAAAUAUUAAGACUGAAAUUGACACAUAUCGCGUACGAAAUUCGUUUUUCAAAGUGAACUUGAUGAAAGGGUUUCGCAUUACUUUGCUCAUGUCACCAAUACAGCAGUGUUCUAUUUGUUUUUAUCUCGUUUGUCUCUCGCUCUUCUUCUCACUCUUACUCUCCAUUCGGUGAGGCAUGGAUUUUGGCCUGUGAUUUUUUUCUCGCUGUGAAAUAUUUUUACCUUUUGGCAAUUGUGCACAAUUCUCCUUGAUAUGAUAUAACCAAACUUGCCAGCUAUCCGAAAGAGAGAGAAAGAGAGAUUCUUUUUGUGUUUCGCUCCGUGGUGGAAUAUGAACUGAAGAAAGAGAGUGGUUUUUGUGAGAUAGAGCACUUAUGAUAAAACAAAAACAAGAAGGAAUAAGUUAAAUAUUCGAAACAAACUGAAUCGGGUGCGGACGUGCAUAUAUUUUUCGUGGUGUUUGCAGUAAGGAAAAAUGGUUUUCGAAAGCAUUGUUACCGAUUUGAUGAAUCGCUUUUUGGGCGAUUUUAUCGAAAAUUUGGAUCACAAGCAACUCAAUAUUGGUAUUUGGGGCGGUGAUGUUGUAUUGAAAAACCUACAGCUCAAGCAAAGUGCUUUAAAGGAAUUGGACUUACCUGUUCAGUUGGUUUAUGGGCAGUUGGGAAAAUUGGUUUUAAAAAUUCCAUGGAAAAAUUUAUACAGUCUUCCAGUAGAGGCAGACGUUGAGGAUCUGUACUUGUUGGUGGCGCCAAAUCAGGCAGUUAGCUAUGAUGCUGAAAAACAGAAGAAAAUCGAUGUGGAUACGAAGAAAGGCGAAUUGGCCAAAUUGGAUGAGGCACGAAAACGUGAAUUGGAAAAGGAUAAGCCAAAGGCGGAUAAAACAUUUACCGAAAAACUAGUCGCACAAAUUAUUAACAAUGUUCAAAUACGCAUCCGAAACGUACACAUUCGUUACGAGGAUCGUUCGACAUCGACGAUACCAUUUGCACUUGGUAUUACAUUGGGCGGUCUCGAAGUGCACACCACCAAUUCAGAUUGGAAUAAAGCAUUUCUAUCGGAAGCCCUCAGCAAGGUGUUUAAAGUCGCCAAACUCGAUGGGCUUGCUGUGUACAUGAAUUGUAACACACCACUAUUUCAAAGCCGAUCGACCAGCGAAUUCAGUCAACUAUUCAUGGACACAAUCGCCACUAGCGAAUCAAGGCCGGAAAAUUUUACAUACGUUCUUGGUCCCAUUACAUCCGUUGCUAAGCUAAAAUUGAAUAUGAAUCCAGAAUUGGAUUCACCACCAUUUGAAGUACCCAAAGUUGAUUUAUUCUUGGAAAUGGAGAAGUUGGCAGUUGGUAUUACACGAGCUCAAUACCAGCGGCUCAUUGAACUAGCGGACGGAAUGGGCGCGAUGUCAAGAGGCGUACCGUAUAGAAAGUUCAGACCAUUCAAUACUCCGUAUAGAGGAAAUGCCAAACUUUGGUGGAAGUUCGCCUAUGAAUGUGUCAUGGAAACGGAAAUUAAGCGGCGCAAACGUGAUUGGUCUUGGGAAAAUAUGAUGAACCAUGUGAAUAGGUGUCGAGCAUAUGCAGACGCGUAUCGAACAAAGUUGACAGCCAAGAAGCUCACAAACGAUGUGCAGCAAUGUCUAGAUCGACAUGAAGAACAUUUGGAUCUAUUCAAUUUGAUAUUGAUUCGCAAACGGGUUAACUUUGAAGUUGAACAGUCAGGUAUAUUGCAAAAACCACAAGUGCAGUCUGCCGGAUGGUUUAGUGGCUGGUGGGGUGGUGGAAAAACGGAAGAGCCUGCCGACAAAGACAAAGAUAUUCUGAAUCAAUUUAAGACGGCCAUGACAAGCGAAGAAAAAGCGAAACUAUACGAAGCGAUUGGUUAUCAUGAAGGUGUGGUAGAUUUACAAUUGCCCGAGGAAUAUGUGGCAAUUACAAGCCAUUUCAAUUUGAAAUUGUUGGAAGUAUGUGUUCGUAAUGAAAUCAUCAAGCCUUCGGAUCUUGAAAUGUCAUUGUCAACUGUGUUGUCGCUUCAAGUUUCGGGCGUUUCUUGUGAAAUUGACCAACGACCUGCUUCAUCUGGGCUUAAAUUGGAUUUAAAAAUGAAGGAAUUCACUGUAUUUGGUUACAAACAAUCUGAUUUCAUGCCAAUCAUGGUAAAAUCAAUAUUGGAACCUACAAGCGAUAGGUCAUUGCUAGACAUCAAGUUUGAAAUGAAUCCACUUGACAAGCAAUGCGAUCAACGAGUCGACGUUUAUGCAUACCCGCUACAAAUCGUUUACGAUGCGGAAACAAUUAUCCAGCUUUUGCAAGUGUUCAAAAUGCCUUCAGAUGCAAAUUUAUCAGAGUUAACAGAUGCAGCCGCCGAUAAACUGUCAAAUUUUAAAGAGAGGUCGGCAACUGGAAUUCAAUACGUAAUCGAGAAACACACUCGUCUCGAGGUGAAUGUUUCUGUGCAGCCGAACUACGUAAUUGUUCCUUAUGGUGGAAAAUACAUUGAGAAUAAAGUACCACUGAUGAUAAUCAGCUUGGGUAGCAUUUUAUUGAAAACGGAGCCACGGCGCGAGGAUACAAGAGAUGUGGCCGCAAUGCAUGGCGCAGGCGCCACAUCAGAACAUAUUCUAAAGGAAAUGAUGGACCAAGCUUAUGAUAAGUUCAACUUAAAUAUUGACAAUAUUCAGAUUUUAUUAGCUAAAUCAUCAGAUCAUUGGCAAGAUGCUUUAACUCAGGGUAAAAUAUCACGACUUCAUUUAUUGGAACCGACGUCACUUCAAGUGAAAGCUGCAUUGUGUGUCGUUGAUGACGAUCCACGGCUUCCAAAAACCAGAUUGCAUGCAAAAAUUCCAAGCAUAGGUGUUUCGGUUACGGAGCAAAAAGUUCUCGACGCAUUAUCGCUUGCUACUAGUAUUCCAUUGCCGGAGGGUGAUACAACACCAAUGGCUCUGAAUAAGGAAAGUUUGUUGGUUGCAUCAAGCAUGUCACUGAAGCGGUAUCUGGAUGAACGGCAGUCGAAGCCGAAGAUAUUGGAAAACAAGCAACGUGACAUUUCUGAAGAAGAAAUUACACAGUACACCGACUUGGAAUUUGGAUUCGAACUCAACGAGAUUUCAAUAAAGAUAUUCAAAGAUUCUGAAGAAUUGCUGUCACCGAAAUCGCCAAGUUCGCCAGGUGAUGAGACAUCAUCAGUUACCGAAGAAUAUGCAUCAGCAACGGGCACAAUUUCAACGCAAGGAUCGGUAUCAGAAUUGGAAUCAAUUGGUUUGCCGAAACAGCUUGCGCUCACAGUAAAACAAUUGGAAAUGGCAGUCACUCAACGCACUUAUGACUUGAAAGUGUCGAUGAAACUUGGUGCGAUUUCGAUGGCACAAUAUUAUCAUCAAAUCGCAACUCCAAAUGAACAGAAGAAGAUCACAAUUAUUGAAACUCCACGAUAUGCCGAAACAAAUGACUAUCUGUUGUCAUUAUUUUAUACAAAUGCUAACAAAGACUCUCCAGAAUUCACCACUAAAUACAAGUCGACCGAACAAUUUGUGGAAAUUAGCUUUACUAUUUUGAUUUUACGAUUGCACCAAGAAGGUCUAACGGAAAUUUUACAGUUUGCUAACAACUUCCAAACCAAAAUGGAUGCUAUUCUGACAAAAAACCACGGAUAUCGAAUGGCAUCAGCCGGUCCGCCAUUGGAAACAAUUGAAGAAGCCGAUGAAAAUGGAGACAACGAAGAAGAAGGUAAAAUUGAACAAAAAGUAGUAAAGAGAAGCUCCAAGAAACCGUCAACAAUUGUUGAUAGCAUCAAGGUGAAAGUAAUGGCGAAAAUGGAACAAGUUGCAAUUGAAAUCGAAAAUGAAAAGCGGCCAAUCACCAACUUGCGAAUUGAGAACAUGAACGCUGGAGUAAUUAUGAAGACAUCGUACACUGAACUCACGCUCAAGCUUCAAGACAUUAUCGUAACGGAUUUGAAUACUGAAACCAUUCAUUCCACGAUCUUGACGGUUGUUGGAGGCGACGCCCUCUCAUGUCAAAUUGUACUCUUCAAUUUGGAGGAAACGUCCGUAUACAACAGUGACGAUAUGAAAAUUGACGUUUCAAUGGGUUGUGUGAAAAUUGUAUUCCUAAAUUGGUUCGUCAACUCAGUCUUGAACUUUUUGGAUAAUUUCCAAGCGGCACAACAAGCGAUAGCUGAUGCUAGUGCAGCAGCUGCUGAAACAGCCAAACAAAAUAUGGUGGAAGCAUAUUCAAAUGCUAAGCGUAUGUUAUUGAAUGUUCGCAUUAAGGCUCCGAUUAUCAUUGUUCCCGUUGACUCGAAAUCACUUCAAGCCGUUUCUAUCGAUUUGGGUCAUUUGUGUAUAACCAAUCGCUGUUCAAAUGUACCAAACUCGGCUGAGAAUGAUCGUAGCCCAGCAAUUCUGGAUGAAAUGAAGUUGGAAUUAAAAGACAUGCAAAUUUCGAAAGUGGAAAUUAUUCAGGGAACUGUUGCCGAUGAUGGUUUUAAACACGAUGACAAUAUUUUGAAUCCAACAUCAUUUGCACUCAUUAUCAAAAGAAACCUUUCGUCUGGAUGGUAUAAGGAAAUCCCAGAUCUUGACAUUUCCGGACGUUUAAAAAGCAUUGUUAUGAACCUAUUAAGUACGGACUACCAGUUGCUAAUGUCGAUCUUAUCUAAAAAUAUGACCGAGGGUGCCAAUGAAAGAGUUGUUAUCAAGCGACCGGAAAUUGUAACAACACCAACGAGUACCGUACAAGUUCACUUUACCGAAUCUGAUGCGAUCAGUGUGCUCACGGCUGGUAAAGAUUCACGAUCAUCCAAACGUGUCACAACGAAGAGUACAAAAUCAAUCAAGCCAAAGGCGAGCAGUCUCGAACAACAGGCCUCGGCGAAUGAUAACAAAUCGGUUACAAAAAAGAAAAUCGAUACAUUUUUAGAGUUCACUUUCCAAAUGGAUUCCAUCGUUUUGAAUUUGUUCACCGCUCCUGGACAAGGACUUGCCUCGUUUGGUAUCCAUUUCCUAUCGCUCAAAGGAUGCAAGCUCGUUGAUGAGUCUAUGAGCGCAUCGAUUGUCCUGUGCGAUGUACAACUUGAUGAUAUUCGACCUGAUCGCCAAAAAUUUAUCACAAAAUUUAUGAAGAAAAAAGAGGUCGUGGCACCAUUGAAUAGCAGUAGCAGUAGCAGUUCAAAUGCAUCGCUUGCACCACAAUCUACGAAUUCAAUGGUCGAUAUCGUAGUGCGAAUGAAACAAGGCGACACAUUCGCCAAUCUCAAAGUAUCAAGUUUCGAUUUGAUUUUAUCUUUGGAAUUCUUGUUGAAAAUCGGACAAUUUGUGACCGUUCCCCAAGAUGCAAGACCGUUGACUACUGCACCGACCACUACCUCAAUCACCAAUGCAGCGGCUAAACCGACUGAAUUAGUACCGGCUACUGAAACUGAUCCGAAUAAAAAGAUAACUGUUUUGAUCAACAUUGAGCAGCCUGAUAUUAUUCUCGUCGAAGCAAUGGAUGAUAUUAAUUGCCUGGCAUUGAUAUUGAAUACGCAAAUGGCACUACGAGUUCGAAUGCAAGGCGAAAAACAAGUGAUCGAAGGAGAAAUUGCCGAUUUGAAGUUUUAUCUGUGUGAAUUCAGUCCAGCCAGACGAAAUGCAACCAAGCACUUUAUCAUUCAACCGUGUACGAUUAGCCUGCAUGGAAAUACACCUGAAGCGAAUGGCAUGAAUCUUAGUUUAUCUACUAGUGAUAUUCGAAUUAAUGUUUCACCAGCGAUAAUUGAAAUUAUUAGCAAAGCGAUGUCAACGGUUACAACGACCGAAAUCCAAAAUGAAAGCAUUGCUGAAGAACUACCCGACUACACAAAUCUGUGGGAAAUAGAAAAGUACAAAGAAGAAGAUUUUUGGUUUAUGAAAGUUGAAGAAGCCCAAGACACUCUCGCCACUGAAUAUUUCCAAUCGUUUGCUGAGCGCAAACCGGAAGUAUGUAUCGUCGAAGUGCCUUCCAUUGUUAUUGUUAUUGAAACAGGUUUUGGCUAUUACACCUAUCCGAUGCUGGUCAUUGAAACAAAGAUGAAUGCUGAAAUUCGAGACUGGAGUUCCGAUAUUUCGAUUGAAAGUUCUCUUUCAUUGGGAAUGGCAAUUUACAACAGCACGCUGGCUGUUUGGGAACCCUUAAUUGAGCCAAAUGAGCGCGAGAAAUCGAAUGGCUUAACCGAAUACCAGCCGUGGGAGCUGAAUUUCAACUUGAAAAUUGAGAAACCGGUUGAAAAUUCACUCACCGAAAGUGAACCAAAAACUAAGAUUCAGAUUUCGUCAUGUGAUACUCUCGAAAUGUCAGUUACAAAAACUAGCCUAGACGUGCUUCAAGAUUUAGGACAAGCUUUUUCGGAUGCCAUUAAACCGCAAGGUUUGAAUAAGCCCGAUAUUGUUGCACCGUACAUUGUCGAAAAUGACACGGGUUUCGAUAUCAUAAUGAACCUGAAGAAAGGAUCAUUGAAUUUACAUUCAUCACAUCUACCAAAUCCCGAUGGUUCAUCGAAUCACUCAUUGGUCGUAUUCAACACAACAUCGGCAGAGCUCGAUCCCAACGAAAUCACUACAUGCAAAAUUUCGCCCGGUGGUCGGGCCUAUUUGCAACCAAAACACGAACACUCAUUGGCAAAAAUCACUGCGUUUCUCACAAAGGAAGAGGGCAAAUUGCAAGAAACACUUUUGCACGUACAGAUCGGUGAAAUCGACAAGGAAAUCACAUUACCUGUUCACAAAGCCGAUCGACGAUACUUCCCACUAUAUCGUGACACACACCAAGAACCAUGGGGUAUCAUUUCACAUGUCCACACAGAAUAUGGAAGCACGGUCAUUACCAUUCAUGGUGUGCUGAAGGUUAAAAACCACUUCUCGACAUCGGCGAAAAUUUUCCGCAAGCGAAGCGGACAAUUGAUUGAAGUUGGCCAAGUUGAGCCUGGAGCAGUGUUCAAUGUUCCGCUGCAUACAUUGUAUGCUGCUCACAAAGAAUUGUUCUUCUCAAUCGCCAACUACAAAACAUCGAUUCAAGGUUUCAACUGGAAAGAGAAUCCAAGCGAUUUCAAGUAUAUGAAAUACUUGCAAUGUGACCCCAUUCAUACGUUCGAACCAUUCUAUAUAACUGCGAUUCGGGAACGUGAAGAAGUGUACCAUGAGGUUACAUCAAAAUACACCAUGUUGAGUGCAUGCUAUGUGAUUAACUUGAAACCACCGCUUUAUUUGCGAAAUGCAUUGCCAAUUGAUAUUCAGAUUUCAGUGGCUGGUUGCACUGUAUCUCAAACCGAAAAUAAUGUCAAAGAAUCAACCGAAAAUAACCAUCAUGUUGUCGACUAUAAGGGACCACUUAAUGCAAGCUUAACCAAAUCCGAUUUCCUUGACUGUGGCGAAAAAAUUGUGAAACCGGGCGAUCUUUUACAUUUGCCAACGGUUAAGACGACGGCCAAGGAAGGCGAACGAAGAAGUUUAAUUGUGGCCAGAUUGGUCCAAUAUUUAGAAAAGGAUUGGUCGUGCACAACUGAAGUGCCAGCACAUCCACCCGAAUUCGCAGUUUGGUCUUUUAAAUCCUAUGAUUCAGAUGAAAUCAUGUCAAUCGAGCUUGGUGUCAUGUUCGAAAAUCGUUUGGGUAGCCUACAAAUGACAGUGUACUGUCCAUUCUGGAUGAUAAAUAAAACCGAUCUUAUGCUUAGUUAUCGGUCAACGGACGAGAGCGUAAAUGUAUUGUAUCAUCCACCAGAUUUGGAAGGUCCAAUACUUUUUUCGUAUCGCGAAAAAGUAUUCUUUGGCAAGAAACGAGCUGCUGUUCGCGUCGAGAAUGGUGAAUGGAGUGAAAAAUUCGCCUUAGACGCCGCUGGUUCAACUGGUUUAGUUGAAUGUAAAGCCGAUGGAGUGAAAUAUGAAAUUGCUGUACACAAUGCGUUGACUCACAAUUCGCUCACCAAACAGAUUACGUUCAUGCCAUUCUACGUGCUUACGAAUAAUGCUCCAUUUACAAUUCAAGUGCAGGAAAACAAGCGACCAGGCGAUACUUGGACUGUUAUUCAAACUAACCAAAGUGUUCCACUGUGGCCAAAAUCGGAUUGCAGGACUUUGCAUGUACGAGCAGGAGAUGAUGAAACAGUGUCAAGACCAUUUAAGUUUGAUGAGCCUCAAUGUACACUCCUUAAGCUCAAAAAUAAGUAUGGUGGCAUAAAUGUAGAUGUUCAAGCUUCGGAGGGUGGCGUUUUUAUCGCGUUCACCGCAUAUCAUCCAGGUGAUGCGCCAGCAUUGAUUAUUAAUCACACCGAUAGAUUGGUGAAAUUCUGGGAAAAAGGAAAUGUGAAUGAGCGUCGGCUUGAGCCAUUUGAAAAAAUGUUGUAUACAUGGCAGGACCCGGCUGGUGACCGGUUGAUUCUUUGGGAUGACGGAGAUGAUUCGAUUGAAAAUGAUCUGCGUCGAGACGGUAUAAAGCCGAUCAAAAGCAGCGUCGGUGACACAUCGUCAUAUUGGGUUUCUUUCUUGGAUGGAACUCAACGUGUGUUACUAUUCACAAAUGUUCAAGAUAUUGCCUUCGGUGCAAAUAGUGCCAAUCGCUUAGACAAGGUCACACAAGAGAUCGAAGUUGAUGUCCAUGGUAUUGGCUUAUCAUUGGUCAACAAUCACAAACUAUGCGAUAUAAUGUACAUUGGAAUUGCAAGUUCUGGUGUGAUUUGGGAAGAGAAAAAGAAGUCGCGGUACUUUAAACAGAUGAAAAUUCAAGAAGUACAAAUUCUUGAAGAACGAUAUCAACAGUACUUGCGCAACAGACAGACUGGCAUCCAGGAACACCACCUUCACUUCGAUGGCGGCGGAAAAAUUCCAAUCGACUUCGAUAAUAUGAUGUUGAAAAAAUCUCGUCCACGUGAAAUUCGUCGAACAUUUUAUCCUGGCCUAUGGAUUCAGAUGAAAUCGUCACCAUAUCAAUUGCAACUACAUGUCAAAAUCAAUCGCAUUCAAAUCGAUAAUCAACUGAGUGACUGCAUCUUUCCAGUUGUAUUGGCACCGGUCGCUCCACCGAAAAGUGUUGCCGCUUCAAUUGAGCUCAAACCGUUUGUUGAAUGCAGUAUUGUACAACGUAUCAUUCCUCAUUCAAAUGUGAAACAGUUCAAAUACCUCAAAGUUUUAACACAAGAAUUCCAUGUAAAGGUCGAUUUGUUGUUCAUCAAUGAAAUCGUGGAAAUAUUCACGGUCGAAUUAACCGAUGAAGAAAAGCGAAAACUGUUCAACACAGAUAUUCAGCAGCAUAGCGAACCGUUAUCAGCACUUGUGCUUACGCAAUCAUCUCAGGACCAAAAGAACUUCUAUGACCAAUUGCAUUUGGGGCCAUUAAAAAUCCACAUUUCAUUUUCGAUGGCAGGCUUGGAACCGGGCGCAUUGCCACCAGUUUUGUCAACCAUUCUACAGGGAGUCGGUGUCACUCUGACCGAUAUAAAUGAUAUUGUUUUCCGUUUGACGUUCUUUGAACGUCAAUAUAAUUUCUAUACGCAGCGACAACUCACUAACGAAAUCGUUUCGCAUUAUACCAGUCAAGCUCUGAAACAAGCAUAUGUACUCAUAUUAGGUUUAGAUGUCAUCGGCAAUCCAUACGGUUUAGUCGUCGGCUUCACAAAAGGAGUAGAAGAUUUGUUCUAUGAACCAUUCCAGGGAGCAAUUCAAGGUCCUAGUGAGUUUGCCGAGGGUUUGGUUCUCGGUGUGAAAUCAUUAUUCGGGCAUACGGUUGGCGGUGCUGCUGGUGCCCUAGGUAAGAUCACUGGAGCGAUGGGCAAAGGAUUGGCAGCGCUUACAUUUGAUAAAGAUUAUCAGAGGAAACGACGAGAAAAUUUGAAUAAGAAGCCAGCUAAUUUGCACGAAGGAUUGGCACGUAGCGGCCAAGGACUUGUUAUGGGUGUUGUUGACGGCGUUACCGGAGUCAUCAGUCAGCCAAUAAGUGGUGCUCGUAGCGAUGGUGUUGAAGGAUUCUUCAAGGGUUUGGGCAAAGGUGCGGUCGGCUUGAUUGCUCGUCCAACAGCUGGUCUUGUUGACUUUGCUAGUGGUAGUUUUGAUGCACUGCAGCGAGCCACUGAAUUAUCAGAAGAAGUUAACCGUUUAAGGCCACCACGUUCAUUACAUUCAGAUGGCGUCUUACGACCAUUCUGUUUGCGAGAAGCCGAGGGAAACAAACUGUUAAAAGAAAUUGAAAAGGGCAAAUAUGCAAGUAGCGAUAUUUUUGCUCAUUACGAGGUCAUAAUUGAGAAGCGUGAGGUGUUACUCUUAUCUGAUCACCGUUUGAUAUACUGUGGAAAGAAUGAUUUGUUUGGGGGAUGGCAGAUUGACUGGUCAUAUCGAUGGAGUGAAAUCUACAUGCUUCGAUCGGUUGACAGAGGCGUUGAAGUAUUGAUUGGUGAAAAAACGAAAAAAGUGCUUGGAUUGUUUGGCUCAAGCGAACAGAAAAAGAAAGUUAUCCUUAUUCCCCAGCCUGCCCGGCGAGCGCAAUUGCUCAAAAUUAUGACCGACCUCAAAAGGAAUGAACCAUAGAUAAACUUGCUGUGACCAGAAUAAAGAUGCCUACAACAAACAAGAUUUUAUCACAUUUUGAUUUUUAUAAGUGAUUGCCAGUUGCUUUUUCAUUAAAUUUGAAUCGAGAAAUUCGUCGACCAAUUUUACUCUGACAUAUUUCCUUUGUAUGUAGUUUAAUGUAAGGCCCAUUGAAUUUUACCGUUAGUUUUAAAUCACAUUCAAAAUGAUCAGUAGAUUUGAUUAAGCUGUAAAAUCCUAUUUUCACAUUCUUUUCACUUUAUCGGUCCAUUCGAAUCGAUUAGAUCAAUGAAAGGCUCUGAGUGAAAUAUCAUUGAGAAAUUUGCAAAAAUAGACUUUGUUUUCAAAUAUUUUCGCAUUUCGAUAGUCAAAAUCUACCUCAAAUGUUUUCCGAAACAGACUAAAUCGAAAAUAAACAUCUUUUUAAACAAAAACUAUUAUUAAUGCAUGAAAAAAUAUUUUUCAUUACUAUGAACGUUUGAAAUAAACUUCAUUUAUCGAUUGAUUGCAAAAAA
Messenger RNA from Sitodiplosis mosellana (orange wheat blossom midge), 11320 nucleotides. RefSeq names its product intermembrane lipid transfer protein Vps13 (gene Vps13). NCBI's taxonomy places the organism in Eukaryota, Metazoa, Arthropoda, Insecta, Diptera, Cecidomyiidae. The record is from RefSeq and is a predicted model, not a curated record. Bases 759 to 10805 code for a protein of 3348 amino acids. The transcript is spliced from 41 exons. Gene Ontology annotation, biological process: protein targeting to vacuole; protein retention in Golgi apparatus. Gene Ontology annotation, cellular component: extrinsic component of membrane.